Cyprinodon tularosa is the source of this 1088-nucleotide messenger RNA. RefSeq lists its product as uncharacterized. The coding region runs from base 88 to 702 and encodes 204 amino acids. The transcript is spliced from 5 exons. The record is from RefSeq and is a predicted model, not a curated record. NCBI's taxonomy places the organism in Eukaryota, Metazoa, Chordata, Actinopteri, Cyprinodontiformes, Cyprinodontidae.
GAAGAAUUGGUUCACUUCUGUUUUGUGCAUGCGUGCAACUCCGACAGCAGCAGCGGUAUUGAAUUGCAUAAGAAAUGAAGACUAUUGAUGACCAAUUGGAGCCGUUUGUUCCUUUUUUGUUGGGCACUGGGCAUUGCGAGAUCUGCUCCUACGUCACAGUUUGCUCAGAAAAACAAAAAUGAUUCACUUAAUCUCACAAGAACCACACGGAAGAGUGUGCAGCACCUCCUGGAGAAAUAUAAGCUGCAGAUGGGGAACAUCCAUCUAGAGGACCAUAGCUACCACUUGAGGGAUCUGCCGUUGCUUUCCACAGAUUUCAACAACUGGUUUCAGAUGACGGACUGGACUCGGCUGCACGGAGCUUUAGGGGACAUCCAGACCUACUGGAGCAUGCUGGGGUGGAAAAGAAAACAGCUGGAGCAGGAGCGUGACGUGCAGACGGACCCCAGUUUGCUUGAGAGCAUCAGGCACGUUCAGCAUGACUUAUGCGACCUGAUGAAGAAAGUCAACAGUGAGAUGAGAGGCAUUAAAAGGUCUUGGGUCAAACCAGCACCUUGUGUAGAACUACAGAACCUUGGGAGGAGCUCCAGAACAUUGUGGGAAAGCAGAGUGGAAGGUUACAUCAUUCUCAGAGAUUUACACCUUUACCUCACAAAACUAGCAAGAGACUUCCUUCUACUGGCCUCCAAAUCACACUCAUGACCCCAUACAAAAGACGGUGAACAAAGUCUGAACAAUUACACAGCAGCUCUGGGAUUAACUGUGUAGGACUGCAGUCUGAGCACUGGAUUACUUUUUGUUGUGAUAACUGCUGCUGUACAUCUCAGGUUUUUUUUGGGUAUUUCCCAAAGUUUCUAUCUGACCUCUAAUUGUAAUUUUGACACAUGCUCCCAGAAGACAUCCUGUUUUUCCACCACAGACUCGAACUGGAGGACUUUCCAAACAACUAUUUGCUAUUUAUUAUUAUAUUUAUUAAGUUAUUUAUUUUAAAUGGUGUAUUUGAGAUGUGUAUGAGUAGAGAAAUAAUGUAUUACAGAAGGCAUGUUGUAUAUAAUAGAAAAUAUUGUUUAUCAAUGUUAAUAAAUUCA